AUGAUAUUUGAUGAUGAUAAUGAUGAUGAUAGUCAUGAUGAUUACGAACCAGAAGACUCAAGUUCAAGUGAAGAAACUUCGAUUGAUAGUGAAGAUGAGGAUGGCAAUGACGAUGAGAAAGAAGAUCACAAUGAAGAAGAGGAUGACGACGAAGAUGAUAAGUAUAAAAAAUUUACAAUUAUCUUCUGGGCUAUGUUGCAAGACAACGAUGAAUUCGUAGACUUUCUUCUGGACAACCAAGUGGAUAUAUGGGCGAGCACUAUAGACUGUGGACCAAUCAUCUAUGCAGCAAUUUCUAUGAGGAAAUAUAACUACCUGCAGCGACUAAUGGAAGAUGAAUUUCCUGUAAAUUACCACGGAUCUGUGCCCCAGGUUCAUUCUUACGAUUCAUACCCACUGUUGGAUCUUGCUAUCAAACUAAAUGAUUGCAAAAUGGUCGAAUACUUAAUUAGUAUGGGAGCUCAAAUUAACUUGGAUGCUAAAGUGUUAAUGGUGGCUGGUAUUCCUGUUUGUGAAGAAGGCAAGAAAGCUGCGUAUGAAGAAGAGUUUCAAGAUUUUUGGGAAAAAUGUGAAGAAGAAGUUGAGACAUUGAAACGGCUGCCUGUGAAUGGGACUGAUUUGACCUACUUCGACUUGCUUCAUCGAUCCAAAGAUGAGUUGACCUCAUGCUUGCAGAAUUUUGACAACUGUAUCAACAUUGAAGAAGCUUUGAAGAAGACUUUUCCCGUUUAUGGAGGGAUGAUUGCUUACCGUAUUAUCAAAAGUACAAAAAACUUUUGGUUGAAAAUCGAAUGA
This is a messenger RNA of Cotesia glomerata, 795 nucleotides long. RefSeq lists its product as uncharacterized. Gene Ontology annotation, molecular function: protein binding. The record is from RefSeq and is a predicted model, not a curated record. Bases 1 to 795 code for a protein of 264 amino acids. Lineage: Eukaryota; Metazoa; Arthropoda; Insecta; Hymenoptera; Braconidae. The transcript has 3 exons.